This is a messenger RNA of Scheffersomyces stipitis CBS 6054, 333 nucleotides long. RefSeq lists its product as uncharacterized. NCBI's taxonomy places the organism in Eukaryota, Fungi, Ascomycota, Pichiomycetes, Serinales, Debaryomycetaceae. The coding region runs from base 1 to 333 and encodes 110 amino acids. The transcript is spliced from 2 exons. The record is from RefSeq and is a predicted model, not a curated record.
AUGUCGACUCUGAGGGAUACUCCCAAGUUGGCCAAUUACGUUUUGAACACGCUCUCCAAAUUAAUCGAAUCUGACACGGAAAUCUCGACCAUCGACCUUAACCUUUUAGAGAAUCUCAAUACAAAUCAAUCAUUAAACUACAUAAAACUCGAACAGAACCUUAAUGUUUUGGACAAAAACGCCCACAAAUUGGAACAAUUACAGACUGAGUUUUCGUGCUACAGACAGAUAUUAGAUGAUAUAGAGACAAAAAUAACGAAGAUUGACAAGAUAGCUAAGGAGCUUGAUUUGUGGUCUAAGGAGUUGGAGGAAAAGGUUAAGACAAAGAAGUGA